Molecule: messenger RNA, 1089 nt
Organism: Miscanthus lutarioriparius
Lineage: Eukaryota; Viridiplantae; Streptophyta; Magnoliopsida; Poales; Poaceae
Source: the annotation of a GenBank genome assembly
AUGGCGCAGGUCCGAGGCCCCCCCGCCGCCGCCGCCGCCAAUGUAGCGGCCGUGAAAGAAGGGACUGCCGCCUGGGAGGACGCGCUGGAUCUGGAUGACUCCGACAUCCGCUUCGAUCCCCAGCCCCAGCAGGACAAACCCCCGCACCCCUCCCACCACCCCAGCCACCGCAUCCCCGAGCCCGCCGCCGCCGCCGUCCAGGACACGGUCCUCCCCCGCUCCACCACCCGCCCGCCUCUCUCAUCGGUACGCGGGGACGCGCGCGCCACGGACGCCGACUUCCUGCGGCCCCCGUGGCUCUGCGCCCUCAAGUUCCUUGGGAAGGACCGCGCGUGGGAGCGGCCGGGGAUCAGGGCCAUUAUGGACGACGAGGACUUGCUUCGAGCACCUGUGGUGGCUGGGGUGGUGACCUCGUGCAAGCCAAACGGGCUCGGAGAUCUCUUCUUGAUUCUGAAGGAUCCAACCGACUCAAUUGGUGCCUCAGUUCACAAGAAAGUCCUUUUAGAGGAGAAUAAUGGCCAUGAUAUCUCAAUUGGGUGUGCUGUUGUUUUUAGUAAGGUAGCUAUUUUCCGUCCGUCUCGCAAGUUGUGCUACCUCAAUGUUACCAAAGGAAAAGUGAUCAAGGUUUUUAGUAAGGAUUGUGCUGCCCCAGCUAAGCAAGUGAUUUCAUCUAGUACUACUGAAAGAAGUCAAGGUGGAGAUUAUACCAGCAAUAUAAUGAUGAAAAUUUUUGGUCGUGAAGACAUGAUGCCCAGUAACAACGAGAUGACAGUUACUGAGGUUUCUCAUGAACACCAUGCAACACCUGAUUCAAGUAAUAGCGCUUCAACGUGGGAUAUUCAUGGUGGGUUUAGUGUAGGAAGUAACCAGGAGGGUAAAUUGCUGGUAGGAGAUACACACAACAAGCAUACAUCAAGCUCCAGUACUGAUGAGCAUCCCCAGCAAAAUUUGAGCAUUCCAAACACUACAGGUUGCUUCUCAACCCCAAAAGAAAAUGUUAAUACCAGCAGCGGAUCACUUCUCAAACGCAAGAGGGCUGUAUCAGAAUGGACAGAGGAGCAGCUUUCUGAACUGUUUGCUGACUACUAG